UUCCUUUUUCCAAAUAAUAAUAAUAAUAAUCAAUUUCAUCAUCACCACAAAUUGUUUUCUCCCUAUAAAAAUAAUUACGUAAAAAUAUUAUAUAUAAUAUUCAAAACGAAAAAAAGAAAAAAAUGAAAAAGGAAGUAAAAAAUGUCAUCUUGAAAUUUGGGAAAGAGAGAGGCAACAGAUGGAUCUAGUCUGUGUGUGACGAGCAAUCAAUAAAAUCCGUUCAAAUUCACUUGACCUUUUCGUUUCUGGUGAAUCCUGACACCCUUUCAGACCUUCUUAUCGCUUUCUGGGAAUGGAGGAUGUGAAAGUUGGUGAACAGUUGCCUCCAGAAUCCUCUUCAUCCUCCCACCAUGACAUUAAUUCUAUCAAAGAAGAUCCUGUCACAGAUGGGAAAGCCAAAACGGAUGGUCAGUUGUUAGUGAUGGAAAAUUCCAGAUUGGCAACCGCACAAGAUGCUUCUGAUGGUCUCUCUGUUGGAGAAAGUCAACAACUUCUUUCAACAGAUGGUCCAGCUUCUAGCUCAACAACAAUUGAAAAUAAUAUAUCCGGGACUCCACGUGCAUCUGAUAGCCCAUCUCAAAAACAAAAUCAACUUUUUUCAUCUGAUGCUCAAGAUUUAGCUAUCCCAACAACAAUCAAUCAAUCAGAGACACAUAAUCAGGAUAUUCUGAUGGAAGAUUCAAAAACUGGAGUUGUACAGAAUAGCUCUGAUGGUCAGCAUUCUCCAGAUGGUGGUCCUCACAUUGAUGAUGUGAAUUCACCUUCUAUUUCCUCUCCUGUGGUAAGACAUUCUAAAUUUGAUGAUCAUGUAGUACAAUCCAAUGAUCUUGCUCUUCCUGCCACAAAGAUUGCUGGAGUUGCUGUUGGAAGACAAGAAGCUGUUGAUUCUCCUAGACAGCUUCUUGGAAAACAAGAAUCUAUUGAUUCUCCCAGACAGCUUCUUGGAAAACAAGAAUCUGUUGGUUCUCCUAGACUGGUUGAUUCUCCUAGACAGCACAUAGUUGAUACAACAGCACCAUUUGAGUCUGUUAAAGAAGCUGUUUCCAAGUUUGGAGGCAUUGUUGAUUGGAAAGCCCAUAAAAUCCAGACUGUGGAGAGACGCAAGCUUGUGGAACAAGAACUUGAGAAAGCACAGGAGGAGAUGCCCGAGUACAGGAGAAAGUCAGAAACUGCUGAAGAUUCAAAAAUGCAAGUACUGAAAGAGUUGGACAGCACUAAGAGGCUCAUUGAAGAAUUGAAGCUCAAUCUUGAGAGGGCACAAACAGAAGAGCAUCAGGCAAAACAAGACUCAGAACUUGCUAAGCUCAGGGUAGAAGAGAUGGAGCAAGGGAUUGCUGAUGAGUCUAGUGUUGCAGCCAAGGCACAACUUGAGGUUGCUAAGGCCAGACAUACAGCUGCAGUCUCAGAGCUGAAAUCCGUUAAAGAGGAGUUGGACGCACUACGUAAGGAAUAUGCUUCUUUGGAGACCGAUAGAGAUGUUGCUGCAAAGAAAGCUUCAGAGGCCAUCGCCGCUGCCAAGGAAGUUGAGAAAACAGUGGAAGAUCUGACCAUUGAGCUGAUUGUCACAAAGGAGUCUUUGGAGUCUGCCCAUGCUGCACACUUGGAAGCAGAGGAACAAAGAAUUGGAGCAGCAAUGGCAAGGGAGCAAGAUUUUCUUAAUUGGGAGAAGGAACUAAAACAAGCAGAAGAGGAGCUCCAGAAUCUCAACCGACAAAUUCUUUCGGCUAAGGAUCUCAAAUCAAAGCUGGACACUGCCUCAGCCUUGCUAGUUGAUCUCAAAGCUGAAUUAGCUGCUUACAUGGAAACGAAGUUGAAAGAGGAAAGUGGGGAAGAAGGACACUCAAAAGGUGACCUAGAGGAACCAGGGAAGAAAACCCAUACUGACAUACAAGCAGCAGUUGCUUCAGCAAAGAAAGAGCUCGAGGAAGUGAACCUCAACAUUGAGAAAGCAACUGCCGAAGUAAAUUGCUUAAAGGUGGCUGCCACAUCAUUAAAAUCAGAACUUGAAAGUGAGAAAUCAGCUCUUGCCGCCAUCAGGCAGAGAGAAGGAAUGGCAUCCGUGGCGGUUGCAUCUCUUGAAGCUGAACUUGAGAGGACUAGGUCAGAAAUAGCUGUAGUACAAAUGAAGGAGAAAGAAGCCAGAGAGAAGAUGGUUGAAUUACCCAGCCAAUUACAAGAAGCUGCACAGGAGGCUGACCAAGCUAAGUCAGCAGCUCAAAUGGCCCGUGAAGAGUUGCGCAAAGUAACAGAAGAAGCGGAGCAGGCGAAGGCUGGAGCAAGUACCAUUGAGAGUAGAUUACUUGCAGCACAAAAGGAAAUAGAGGCUGCCAAGGCUUCAGAAAAGUUGGCAUUAGCAGCCAUUAAGGCUUUACAAGAGAGUGAAUCAACAAAGCCUACUGAAGAUGUGGAUUCACCCACUACUGGGGUUACACUGUCUUUGGAGGAGUAUUAUGAGCUCAGCAAACGAUCUCACGAGGCAGAGGAGAAGGCCAACAUAAGGGUUGCGGCUGCAAAUUCCCAGAUCGAGAUAGCAAAAGAAUCCGAAUUGAAAAGCUUAGAGAAGUUGGAAGAAGUUAAUCAGGAGAUGGCUGCAAGAAAAGAAGCGCUAAGAAGUGCAAUGGAAAAAGCUGAGAAGGCCAAGGAAGGUAAGUUGGGAGUAGAACAGGAGUUGAGGAAAUGGAGGGCAGAACACGAGCAAAAAAGAAAGGCUGGUGGUGAAUCUGGUCAAGGUGCUGCUGUAAACACAAUCAAGAGCCCAAGGUCCAGUGUUGAGGGGAGGAACGAAGCUAUGAAAGUUGACCACCAAGCUCCUGCUCCUACUGCUGCUGUUCCUGCUCAGUAUGUUUCAAGCCCGAAAGCUUACGUGCUUGCAAAUAACACUGAAACUGAUUCAUCCCCAGAAGUAAAGUCUGGAAAGAAAAAGAAGAAAUCAUUGUUCCCACGGUUUUUUAUGUUUUUGGCGAGAAAAAAAUCACAUCCGGCUAAGUAAAUGUAAACCCCGUUGGAACAAGUACGUGUCCUUGCGGUUGGUGAUUUAAGCUGUUUGUUUUUUUUUCCCCGGCAGUUUCUGUGGCAGUGACUGUAAAUGCUGGAUAUGACCUGACAGAAAUUUACUUGAUUGUACAUGUCCUUGAUUGUUUGAUGUAUACUAAGUUGAUUGAAUUAUAAAAUUUUCUCACUAAAAAGGGAUUAUCAUGUUA
This is a messenger RNA of Ziziphus jujuba (common jujube), 3200 nucleotides long. Its product is annotated as protein WEAK CHLOROPLAST MOVEMENT UNDER BLUE LIGHT 1. The transcript is spliced from 4 exons. Lineage: Eukaryota; Viridiplantae; Streptophyta; Magnoliopsida; Rosales; Rhamnaceae. The record is from RefSeq and is a predicted model, not a curated record. Bases 293 to 2989 code for a protein of 898 amino acids.